AUGGAUGAAAAUGAUGAUAUUCAUGACGUUGAUCAUGUUGACGAAGAUAAUGCUAAUGAAGAUGACUUUGAUGGUGUUCAUGGUGUUAAUGAAGAUGUUGAUGACGCUGACCAUGUUGAAGAUGAUGUUGAUGAAGGUGAUGUUGAUGAAGAUGAUGUUGAUGAAGAUGAUGUUAAUGAAGGUGAUGAUUAUGGCACUCAUGAAGCUGAUGGUGAUGAUGAACAACAAAGUGUGCAAAAUACUGAAGAAACUGCGAAAAAUAAGUUGAAUCAGUUUAAGGAUGUCCUAAACAAGCAAAAGAGGCCACAUCUGCUAAAAAUGCAGAAACUCCCAAAGAACAGAAAACCAGACAAAUCUCUGAAGGCGGAGAAGGCUUCUUAUUUUCAGAAGACUGUUGAUGAAGCAAAAGAUGCAAAGAAGGGAAAACAAUUAUUUGCAUUUUUGGAAUUUGAGAGUGAAACUGAGGAAAAUCACAUGCUCCUGCAAGAAAAAAAUUUGCGAAGUCAGCAUGCUACAGUAGAUAUUGCUGAUGUGAAAAGCAAACCAAAAGAAGCAAAGAACAGGAAGAAAAGAGAUAUAAUCCAAGGAAAUUAUUUGUCUUUGACAUUCUAA
Stegodyphus dumicola is the source of this 612-nucleotide messenger RNA. Its product is annotated as nucleolin-like. NCBI's taxonomy places the organism in Eukaryota, Metazoa, Arthropoda, Arachnida, Araneae, Eresidae. The record is from RefSeq and is a predicted model, not a curated record.